AUGGGAUUGAAUACACCUUUUACCAUUUCGGCAAGUGGGUCACCCGGAGAACUUUGCACGAUUUUUGAUACGAACUUUCGUUUACUACUCUUCGCACCCAUCUAUCUAUCUAUCUAUCUAUCUAUCUAUCUAUCUAUCUAUCGCAGCUGGUUCAUUAUCUAUCUAUCUAUCUAUCUAUCUAUCUAUCUAUCUAUCUAUCUAUCUCAAUUUUUCUAUCUAUCUCGUUCUGUAUCUAUCUAUCUAUCUAUCUAUCUAUCUAUCUAUCUAUCUAUCUAUCUAUCUAUCUAUCUCAGUCUGUUCAUAUCUCCUCCCCCCUAUCUAUCUAUCUAUCUAUCUAUCUAUCUAUCUAUCUAUCUAUCUCAGUCUGUUUAUCUCUCUCUCUCUCUAUCUAUCUAUCUCAGUGUUCAUAUCUAUCUAUCUAUCUAUCUCAGUUUGUUCAUAUCUAUCCAUCUAUUCAUCUAUCUAUCUAUCUAUCUGUUUUAUUCGGUUGAUCUAUCUAUCUAUCUAUCUAUCUAUCUAUCUAUCUAUCUCAUUAUUUAUUGCUACUCACAAAACAUAAAUAUUUAUUCCAAUUUACUUCCGUUAUAUUUUCCUUUCAUGUUUUCUUUCCUUAUUUUUCCUUUUCACAUUCGAUUUCUGUCAAAGAAUUUAUUUUAG
Messenger RNA from Acanthosepion pharaonis, 657 nucleotides. Lineage: Eukaryota; Metazoa; Mollusca; Cephalopoda; Sepiida; Sepiidae. The record is from the annotation of a GenBank genome assembly.